Molecule: messenger RNA, 336 nt
Organism: Oreochromis niloticus (Nile tilapia)
Lineage: Eukaryota; Metazoa; Chordata; Actinopteri; Cichliformes; Cichlidae
Product: coiled-coil domain-containing protein 80-like
Exons: 3
Coding region: 1-336 (111 amino acids)
Biological process (GO): positive regulation of cell-substrate adhesion; extracellular matrix organization
Cellular component (GO): basement membrane
Source: RefSeq, a predicted model, not a curated record
AUGGACAAUGGGAGCCAAGCCACGUUUUGUUUAGAAAAGCUGAUGAGACAACUUGGUGUCGAAGGGAAUGACAAGCCUAUGAAAGGCCUUAGUCAGGAAGACCUGGUGAACCAGGAUCUGAUCACAGAGUUGACGAAAGAGUUUGGCAUGACCUACGAGGAGUUCUACAUGGUCCUCACAGACACUGACAUGAGAGUCAAGCAAUCCUAUGAGGUUCCCAUUGCCAUGAAGGCUGUAUUUAACUACAUCGACACCUUCUCCUCCCGAAUCCGAGAGAUGGAGCAGCAGAAGAGAGAUGGAGUGGUCUGUAAGAAGAAGACAAGCCCAGAUCUUUGA